GAAACUAUUGCCUUAGUUAACAGAUACAGUAGACCUCUCUAACAGCUUCAAGUUCUCUAGCCAUGGAGUCCACACCUCCCUCAACCAUGUCAGAAACUGGUAAACUACACAUAGUUAUGUUCCCAUGGUUAGCUUUCGGUCACAUGCUCCCCUUCCUCGAGGUCUCAAGGCUCAUCGCCCAGAAGGGUCACAAAAUCUCCUUCGUUUCCACUCCUCGAAACAUCGAUCGCCUCCCAAAACUUCCUCCAAACGUAGCUCCUCUCAUCAACUUUGUAAAACUUCCUCUACCCCAUGUCGAAAAUCUCCCCGAAAACGCCGAGUCCACCUCCGACCUACCUUACCACAUGGUCAAGUACCUCAAGAGAGCCUAUGAUCUCCUCCAACAGCCAUUGACAAGCUUUCUAGAAGCUGCUUCUCCUGAUUGGGUUAUCUAUGACAUGAUACCUUAUUGGGUAGGUGCAAUUGCAGCUAAGCUACACAUUUCAAGUGCUUUAUUCUGUAUCUUCAUUGCCUCUUCUAUGACUUAUUUCGGACCAGCUUCAUUCUUGCUGGAACCUCCAAACGAUUAUCCGAAGAAGCCGGAGGACUUCACCGUCCCGCCCAAGUGGGUUCCGUUCAAAUCAACGGUUGCUUUUCGACUCUUUGAGAUUAUGCGACUUUUCGACGAGGUGGAAGGAGACGGCGAAGGCGGCGUUCCGGGUGUGCAUCGGGUAGGAAAGGGCAUUGAAGACUGUGAUGUGAUGAUUCUCAGAAGUUCUUAUGAGUUUGAACCAGAGUGGUUGAGAAUUCUUGGAGAUAUUCACCGGCCAAAGCCUGUUAUACCGGUGGGUCAGUUACCGGCGAUAUCUUAUCAUGACGAUGACGAGGACCCUGCAUGGAGGGAAAUGAAAAAGUGGCUUGAUGAACAGAGUAAAGGGUCAGUGGUUUAUGUUGCAUAUGGGAGCGAGGCGAAACCGAGUCAAGCUGAACUCACUGAGAUAGCUCUAGGAUUGGAGCUAUCCGAGUUACCGUUCUUUUGGGUUCUAAGGAAGCGGCGAGGGAUGGCCGAUACGGAGGUGAUUGAGUUGCCGGAAGGGUUUGAGGAGAGAACCAGAGGACGUGGAUGGGUGUGCACAGGUUGGGCUCCUCAAUUUAAGAUACUGAGCCAUGACUCAGUGGGUGGGUUCUUGACUCACUCGGGUUGGAGUUCGGUGGUGGAGGGAAUACAGUUUGGGAGAGCUCUUAUACUAUUGACAUUUUUGGCGGAGCAAGGGUUGAAUGCUAGGGUUUUGGAAGAGAAGAGGAUGGGUUACUCGAUACCGAGAGACGAGCGAGACGGGUCGUUUAUGAGUGACUCGGUGGCUGAGUCACUGAGGUUGGUGAUGGUAGAAGAAGGAGGGAAGAUAUUCAGGGACAAGGCCAAGGAGAUGAGAGGACUGUUUGGUGACAGGAAUACACAAGACAAGUAUGUGGAUAAUUUGUUAGCUCAUUUUCAAAGUCACGAAAAAAGGGGGACUCAAGGAGGAAAUUUAAGUGAUCCCAAUGUAGAUGUGAGUGAAUAAGGUUGUUUUCUAGCUAUAAAUGCAUGUAAGAGGAGUCUUUUACUAAUUAAUUAAUGAAUAAAUGAGAAUCAACUUUCUGUUCUUAUUUGUUGUUUUGGGUUAUUUUAUUUUAUUUAUUUAUUUAUUUAUUUUUUUCUUUCUCAGAAUUUGGCCGGUGUUUUAUUUGCUGUACACUAUAGGGUAAAGUGCAAAAAAAUCCCCCUGAACUAUGUCCGAAUUUACAAAUAAUUUCCUUAAAUUAUAUUUUGCAUGUGAAUCAUACCUACCUAAAUUAUCUCAUUUAGU
Messenger RNA from Cornus florida, 1826 nucleotides. RefSeq names its product UDP-glycosyltransferase 91A1-like. The record is from RefSeq and is a predicted model, not a curated record. Bases 63 to 1541 code for a protein of 492 amino acids. Lineage: Eukaryota; Viridiplantae; Streptophyta; Magnoliopsida; Cornales; Cornaceae. The transcript has a single exon. Gene Ontology annotation, molecular function: UDP-glycosyltransferase activity.